Molecule: messenger RNA, 981 nt
Organism: Macroventuria anomochaeta
Lineage: Eukaryota; Fungi; Ascomycota; Dothideomycetes; Pleosporales; Didymellaceae
Exons: 2
Coding region: 1-981 (326 amino acids)
Source: RefSeq, a predicted model, not a curated record
AUGGCUCGAGGAAAAGGGGGACGUCGCUACCGUAAAGCUCCACCCAAACCAGAGACGCCAGUAAAGGAUCGUUUACGAAAAAUCAUCGCCAGUCGCAACGCUUCGUCAGAAUCUGUCGACGCUGCUCAGCCCACAACUCCCCCGACGAUAAACGUCAACACCACACUCCAGACAUCAUUCAUCGACAACAUAGGCAGCUGGUUCACUGGCCAAGACUCAAGUGACAGUCUGCCCAUGGACUCCAUCGAUGCGGUCUCCAUUUCCGGUAAUCCCGCUCCACUGUCGAAGAAGGCCAGAAAGAGGCUUAAGAAACAAGAUACCCAAACUACUGAGAGCGAUCCAUCAACUCCCACCGAUGACGCGGACUCACCGAUACUUGACGAUGGUGACUGUUCGCAACAAGAGUCGAGCGCAUCGCGAACCACGUCUUCUUAUCUCGGAGACGGCAGUACAGACUCAUUUCCUCUAAUCAGGGGUUUGCACGACAGUAUCAUGCCAAAGCAACUGGCCGAUCCAGCUGAGAAGCGAGACUCGGUAGUCUCAAGCAACUGGGAAGAGGCAAAGCUUGAGAAGACUUCACAGAUCACUACAAAGCGAGUUUCUGAUCAAGCUGCCUGGCGAAGGAAGUCCAACCCCUCUUCUUGGUGGCCAUGUCGCAUGUAUCGUUGGACGCGGAGGUUCAUUCUUGCAACCAUUCGAGGUUUCCAAGGACCUCGCAGGGCAGACUUUAUCCUGACUUUCGGUGUGCUUUUCGUAUGCCUCUAUGUCGCUUACACCACCCUGGACUUCAUCCUUUUCGGCUUGAUCAAGGGUGUUCGGGCGCAGGACAUCGUUGAUGCCGCCAAUUGCAGCGUUGUAUAUGUCACAAUCCCUGGUCCCAUUAUCACUGUUUCCCUCAUCGCCGCUGCGCCGUCAGAUCCAGCUCGAGCAUUGCUCCACCGAGUCGCUCCAACCUCCCAGUCUCUCUCUCCCCCGUUUUGA